Messenger RNA from Triticum dicoccoides, 947 nucleotides. Its product is annotated as chaperone protein dnaJ 20, chloroplastic-like. Lineage: Eukaryota; Viridiplantae; Streptophyta; Magnoliopsida; Poales; Poaceae. Gene Ontology annotation, cellular component: chloroplast. The transcript is spliced from 2 exons. The record is from RefSeq and is a predicted model, not a curated record. The coding region runs from base 16 to 600 and encodes 194 amino acids.
CAGGUGGAGCGACACAUGCCCCAGCUCGCCGCCUCCCCCGCGCCCGCCGCCUUCGCCGUCGCGGGCGGCGGGGGCCGCGCCGGGUUCCGGCCCCCGCCCCGCGCGGCGACGCGGGCGCGGGCGGCGGCGGCGGCCGCUUCCGGAGCCGCGAGCGCGUACACGGCGGUUCAGCAGCAGCCGACGUUCUACGACCUGCUGGGGAUCUCGGCGGAGGGGAGCAGCUUCGAGGACGUGAGGGCGGCCUACCGGCGGAUGGCGCGCAAGUACCACCCGGACGUGUCCCCGCCGGACGCCGCCAAGGAGCACACCCGCCGCUUCAUCCAGGUGCAGGAGGCCUACGAGACGCUCUCCGACCCCAGCCGCCGCACCACCUACGACCGCGCCCUCGCCCGCGGCGUCUGCCGCCUCGCCUUCUCCCCCGCCGCGCGGCGCCACGACGCCUCCGCCUUCUACCACCAGGAACAGGAAGAGAAGUCUGGCUGGAGGACAUCGUGGGAAGGCCAAAUAUCCGAGCUGAAGAAGCGGAGCACGGUGAAGGAUGCAGAAGAGAACCUAUCCUGGGGAGCUCAGAUGCGAAGAAGAAGGGCCGAACAAUUGUGACAGUGCACCUCUUACACUCUUAUGUCCACUAGCCAUCCGUACCAUCUAAACUGUCGAUAUCUUUGUGUAGCAAAAGUUAGGAAGGUUAUUCUUAAGAAGCAUGGUUAGGAUCGGAGUACAGCCAUGGCGCUGCUUGAGUCUUGCCUGGUGUAUGCUAAACCAUACUACCAUACAUGGCUCACAGGAAACAUAUAGUUCGACUAGGUGCCAGGAUGUAUGUUGAACCCAACGGCGUCGCUCCUCCUUGAAUCUUUACCUGAUGAAAUGUAAAUAUAAUGAGACAGAAGUAAUCAAAUCUAGUUGUACUAUGAACUGACGAUUUGACCAGUGGAAUUUUCUUGAGGUGA